Messenger RNA from Planococcus citri (citrus mealybug), 465 nucleotides. RefSeq names its product mitochondrial ribosomal protein S21 (gene mRpS21). Gene Ontology annotation, molecular function: structural constituent of ribosome. The record is from RefSeq and is a predicted model, not a curated record. The transcript has a single exon. Gene Ontology annotation, cellular component: ribosome. Gene Ontology annotation, biological process: translation. The coding region runs from base 129 to 392 and encodes 87 amino acids. NCBI's taxonomy places the organism in Eukaryota, Metazoa, Arthropoda, Insecta, Hemiptera, Pseudococcidae.
UUAUUCCUGAUAACAAUGAUAACAAAUUUUUGACCGAUUCGAAAAAUAUUGUCUCACGUCUAUAAUUCAUAAAACCACAAGUUUAAAUUCGGUUUAAAUUAUUAUUCGUAAUAAUUAGUGAUUCAAACAUGAAGCACUUGAAAUUCUUGGCCCGAACAGUGCUCGUACGUAACUCGAAUGUCGACGAAGCUGCUCGUCUCGUCAACAAAAUUAUGGGCAAAGAAGGAUUCUUCGAUCAGUACAGAAGAACUCGACGAUACGAAAAACCAUUUCAAUUAAGAAGACGCAUCAAUUACGAAAUAUGUAAAGGUUUAUACGACGAAGAUAUGGAUAGAAAAAUCGCAUUCGUUCUACGUAAAAACAGACACGAUCCGUUUCCCGGUUGCAGAUAAGUUUAUGCAAUAAGUAAAAAUAUUGUGUUAUGAUAUCCUCUUGUAAAUGUUCCAAUAAAAAUUUAGAAAAAUA